AAUCGUGACCGUUAAUGUAUUGUGUAAUUGAAAGGGAUUUGUAAAUUGUAAAAUCUGUUUAUUUUGCGGUGCGUAAAGAAAAGUUCAAUUUUGUCAAUUGAUCACAAUAUUUAUUUAAUAUUUUUAUUAUUUUCCGUUACUCAGUGACUAUUUAAGAUUAAGAAAAUUUUCCUUAGUUCUUGUACUUCUUAUUUCUUGGGCCUACUAUUGAUUGGAAUUUAGUGUUCUCAGUAAGUCUUGUAGAUUGUGAUUAUCUGUUUAUUACUUUCUCGCAUGCUGCCGUCCUGAAGUUGCUAACGCUAUUAUUCUGCCACAGAUCACGAUACAGAAAAAUCCUCUUUAUGUCAAUAAUUUCAUGGAUUUCUUUUUUUUAGAAAUGAUAAUGAGUUUUUAGCUGAAAAUAGAGGUUGUGUGAAUAUCUGUCAUAUUCUGAUGUACUUUGCUGAAACAGUUUUUCCACAAAAAAAGGUUUUCUUUGAUUAUUCAGAUAUUAAAUUCUAAUCUUGUUUAAAAUUUUCAUUAUAAAUUUCAAAAUAUAUUUGGAAAUGAUCUAUGGAUAAAAUGGAUAAAAGCAAGGACAUAAAUAGUAAAAAAGUUGGUGUUUCAAAACCAGUUAUAAAGAAUAACCAUUUAGGUAUUAAGUCUAAUGCACCUAGGAAAUUUUCAUACAUAUCCAGAUCUAAAAAUCCUUUUGAUAAUAAGAAAUAUAUUUAUUCUGAUUCAAAGUCUUUUUUGAAACAGUCAUGUGAUAACUGUAAGUCUCACUUGUCUCUGAAACCACCUCACGAAGAAAAUGUUGAACCAUCUCCUGAUUUGAAUGGCAAUCUUUCUUUUAAUCAGCACUCAACAUUUUGUAAUUUUCCUCCUUUAUCUGAAGUACCUAACUUUGGAUUAAGUUAUCAAACACAACUCUCUGUUCAAAAGACUUCAAAACAUAGAAAAUCUGGAUACCAUGAAAAACGAGCUUUCCAUUCUAAAACUACUAGUUCAAAGGUACCAUUUCAUACAAAUAAUUUUUUUUCACCAGUACCUCAUUCAAGUAUUAGUUAUCAAAACUCAAAAGGUAACAUGCCAUAUGUAAAGUUUCCAUUGAAUAAAGUUUGUGGUGAUGCAGCAAUUGUUACUGAAAAGUAUACACGAGGUUUUGUAACUACACAGAUAAUAAGAGACCCAUUUUUACAAAGUCAUGUAAGAAUUGCCAAUGAAGACUCUUAUUUUGCUCCAUCAAUAAGUAUACCUGAUAAAUACUUUACCCUUCAAGUUGAUCCAGAUGCCCAACUUCGUAAUUUGAAGUCUGAUUAUUUUGUCCAUAAUUGGCAACAGAUAUCUGUAUCUUCAUUGUUUGAAAACUCUGCAGAUCUUAAAGAUGCUGACAAAAUAUACCCAGCUUUAACUACCAAUGUUCAAAAUGAGCAAAUGAAAUCUCCUGAUUUCAGUGUUCGAUCUGAUCUUGAAUGCCCCAAUGUGGUACCAGCUACCAGUUCAUUAGGAACUAAUGAAAUGUGUGUCAUUCCACAAACUUCAUAUGCUGAUGUAAUUCACAUUUCCACUGGUGGUAAAAUUUCAGAUUCUGAAAAAAUAUUUACUGAUAAAAAAGAUGAAAAAUCCCAAACUGAGUGGGCCCAACAAGAUUUAAAUGCCAUUCAAGCUACUGUAGUUAAUUUAGAGAAACCUAGUUUUUACAAUUCAUCAUUACAAAAAAGCAUAUCUUCUACCUUAUCUCCUCCAUCAGAAAAAUAUAUUAAAGGAGAUAAUUUAGAAAAUGUUGAUAAAAUGUCAUCAUCUAGUUCUGCUUAUAGUUCUAGCUUUCCUUUAGAUUCUACUACUAGUAUGAUUGAUGAACCGGGUUCAAAACCAGACUCUAUGUACAGCAGUGCUAGUAGUGUUAGUUCCUCAACUAAUGCAUUUAAACCGGUAGAAAAGAAACCUGUGAUUAUUAUGGACAAUUGUCCAGAUCAAAUUACUUUUGGAAUAGAGUAUGAUGAAAUGGUUAAACUGUGUUUUGAUGACUGUGAUCCAGACAAUGCUUCCACUCAAGAAUCUGAGAAAAGUGCUUGUGUCAAGUCUGAAUGUGAUGAAAUAAAAUUAGUCGAAACUAGUUUAGAAAAAGAACUAUAUUGGAAAGAAUCUGAUGUGAAAUACUGUGAAGAUAACCAUAUUGAAUUAACCACUUACUUUGCUUCUUUGUGGAAAGAAUGUGAAUGGAACCCAGAUGCAGAAGGUUCAGAAAAUAGAGAGAUAAAGAUAUAUCAAGAACGCUAAGAAGAUAAGGAUGUUUUUUUUUUUUUUUUUUUAANUUUUUUUUUUUUUUUUUGAAAACUUAAGUAAAAUUACACUAGUGAUAUCUGUUAAUAGUGGCAUUCUGUUCCCUCCUCAAAGAUAUUUUAAAUGUUUUUCGUACUUGUUGUUUUUCUUUUUUUUGUUUUUUUUUUAAUAUUUUAUUUCCAAAGCCUUUCAUAAGGUUUUAUUUAUGUUCAAUGCUUUUACUGCAGUACAAUAUCUUUCAGUAUUUUUUUUUUUUUAAUAUUUGUUUAUAUUUUUUGUGCCAUAUUUAUAUAAAUUGGAUGUGUUUUAUAAAACUCACUGCCUCCUAUCGAUUUUGAAUUACACCUAUAACAAUUUGUUCAUAUUUAUGGUGGUGUCAACUAUUACAGUCUAUCCGUAUUUAGGAUUUUGUCGUCAAGAUUGCAGUCAUACAGUUGAGCUUUAAAAAUAAUGGUAUUUUAGUAAUUAUCUGUUUAAAAAUAAGUUUUUUUCCUCCUAAUAGCUAUGAAAUUUUGUUGUAAUAAUUGUUUUGUUGUUUGUAGAAGUUUGUAUGCAGCAAAUAUUUGAAAAAAGUAAUACUUUAAUGUUACUUUUCUAUUUAAUGGUAAAUUCAUGCAUAAUAUUAUUGAUAUUAGGUAUGUACCUAUAUAGAAUAAAAUUUAAAAACACUUUGAAAUUGUGCUAAUUUGAAUGUAGUUAGUAUAUACAUAGGUAUUAAGCUAUUAAAGUAUUUCUGAUUACGGAUAGUUAGUUUGAAAAGUUGGCACCUCUGAAUUUAUUUUAUAUGUUGAAAAUAUACAUUUCUUGAUUUCCAGCUCUUAUACUUUUUUAUCCUUUCCUUUAGGAAAAUAGUAGUCAAAAGAAUCUGUUUAGCUGAUUUAAUCAGUAAAACUAUUUUACUAUGCUGUUUAGUGAUGAGAAAUUAGCUAACAAAGUUUGACAUUAAAUUAGUCUUUUUAAAAAAAAUUUCACUGUGUGAAAGAGAACUUAGUUUUGAGCAAUUAAGUCAGAUACUUUUAUUACCUAUUGUACCCAUUAUUAUUUUUUAAACAAAAGCAGAGUCAGAAAAUGUAUGAGUUAAAUGGGCUAUAAACUUCCUUCUAAAGCAAUAAUUAUGUCCUCUUUUUACUAGUUAAGAUUUUUUAAAAAAAAGGUUCAUAAGUGAUAAAUCAGAGAUGAAAAACUUAUCUAAGUUGUGAAUCUAAAAAAUAUAAUGCAGAAUCAUCGAGAGUAGUGUUAUCGAGAAGUAUUAUUUUGCUUCCAUUUAAACAUAAUAUGAUUACCUUGCGUAUGCAUUAUAUAUUCCUUUGCUGACACACACAUUAUGAAAAUUUUUAUGUAAGAAAAAGUCCAAACAAAUUUGGAAUUGGGAUUGUAGAAACAAUUUAUAUCAAUAUAUAUAUAUAAAUUUUUUUUAAGGGCAUCACAGAAAACUGUGUAUUAAAAAGAAAAGUCGGAAAAAAAUUAACCUGAAAGUAAAUUUUUGCUAUUAUUUAGGCUUUAAAAUAUGUUGUUAAAAUUAUUAAGACAGUAACACCAAGUUAGAUUUCAUUUAAGAUUUCCUAAAGAAAUUUUUUUUUUUUCAGAUUUUCAAAAUUUUUCUCCUGUUAUUUAUACAAAUUUUUACAGAAUGGCAUUUCACGGCAGAUGAAAUAAUCUGUAAAUAAUGCUUACAAUCUGAUACUCUGAAAACAUAAAUUAGUUAUUAAGCAUGGUUCCAAUCAAGUUCACAUUAGCACCUAACGAAAAAAUAAUGCAAUAUUUUUAUAUUUCAUAUUUAAUAUUUUAUAUAUUUAAGAAGCUUCAGGGCCAUUGGUUGUUCAAUAUAUGCUAUGGGAGUGUUUCCCAAAGUUUUUUGUUUUAUUCUCUUUUUUUGGUAAGAUAAUUUCCUUUCUGUGAUGAAUUUUUUGGACUUUAUAUUAUACCAAAGAUUGUUGAAUUUUAUACCAAGCAAUCUUAACGGUUUUCCCAUAAUUUAGGCAUACUGUGUAGAACCAAUUUUUAUACGAAUAAUUUUUCACAAAUUCUUGUAAAAUUUGUCAACACCAACUUCAAGAAUUCUGUUUUGUACUUCCACUUAAGGAAAACACAGCUAUCCAUAUUUAACUUACUCUCCACUCAUUCUUCCGUCAAAUUUUUCAUCUCCCUGUCUUCCAGUUUGCUCGGUGCAUGUCAAGAAACACUUUAACACCUUUUAGGGUGUGUAUUUGAAUGCCUAAUAUUUAGCCAUGCUGUGUAGCACCAAUUUUCAUACAAAUAAUUUUCACAGAUUCUUCAAGAAUUCUUUUUUUGAACUUCCACUGUAGGAAUCCUUAAAUACUGCCAUCCAUUGGUGGCUAUAAGUACAAUUUAGCGGCAUGAACAGAACAGGAGCAGUUUUACCCUUUCUGUUAUGAGGGACACUAUGUGCCUUGUAAUUAUCUAGAGUUACCAAUAGCUUUCUUUUCUAUUUCUCAAGCUGAUAGAACUGCAUAAAACUCUCCAACCCUUCUUCCAUCAAGUUUUGUAUCAUCCGUGUCUUCCAAUUUGCUCGAUGCAUAUCAGGAAACACUUUAGGACGUGUGUUUGAACACUUUUUCCAAUAACAACACAUGUUUGUAGGUUAUGUCAGUAUUUGCACACACCAUUAUCAUCAAUACAUAUACUUGUUGAGUUUUUUUUUUCUGUUGUAGCAGCUAAUGUCUAUCUUUG
Parasteatoda tepidariorum (common house spider) is the source of this 4956-nucleotide messenger RNA. RefSeq lists its product as uncharacterized. The record is from RefSeq and is a predicted model, not a curated record. Lineage: Eukaryota; Metazoa; Arthropoda; Arachnida; Araneae; Theridiidae.